Nannospalax galili (Upper Galilee mountains blind mole rat) is the source of this 3758-nucleotide messenger RNA. It is a transcript of the gene Palb2, whose product is annotated as partner and localizer of BRCA2. Gene Ontology annotation, cellular component: nucleoplasm. Gene Ontology annotation, molecular function: DNA binding; protein binding. The record is from RefSeq and is a predicted model, not a curated record. NCBI's taxonomy places the organism in Eukaryota, Metazoa, Chordata, Mammalia, Rodentia, Spalacidae. The transcript has 13 exons. The coding region runs from base 168 to 3491 and encodes 1107 amino acids. Gene Ontology annotation, biological process: double-strand break repair via homologous recombination.
GGCUGGCGCGCGCCUCAUGCGUGAACCAGCCGGUUGCGCACUGAGGGUAGCGGGUGUAUCCUGUUCUUUCCCGGGUUGCCUCCGGGCCCAGCAAGGCCCUGCUGAGUCCCGGUGAUCGCAGGCCCCAGGCUGGCGCUGGUUGGCGCUGGCGUUCGGCCUCCACCCCGAUGGAACUGCCUCCGGGGACGCCCCUCAGCUGUGCAGAGAAGGAAAAGUUGAAGGAAAAGUUAGCAUAUUUGAAAAAGGAAUACAGCAAGACACUGGCUCGCCUUCAGCGUGCCACAAGAGCUGAGAAGGUUAAGAAUUCUAAGAAAACAAUAGAGCAGGAACUGCCAUCACAGCUAAACCUUUAUUCUGAACCUAAAAAUGAAGGCUCUCCUUAUGACAAGUUACAAAUCAACCGUCUUGAUGAGGAAACUGGAGAAAAGACACCUGAGACCCUUGAUGUUGAACCUGAGUCCUUUAACCCUAAGGAUAGCCAGGAAGAAGUAUAUACACAGAGAACAGGCAACAUCCAGGAAUGUUUUCUGCAUCACAUCAGUGGCCCUGAUGGUGAGAAAGGGCAGAGCGAGCUGCCAGGGGCAAUAAAGAAGCAGCCGAAGAAAACAUUUUUUUCACGGGAGGAAGGAUAUUUUUUUGAUACUAAUUCUCUCAUACUCUCUGGAAAAAACCUAAAGAAACAGGAGGACAUCAGCGGAAGUCCUAGGUCCCCCAUAAUUGCCAUAACUCACAUUUUAAGUCUUAACUCUCCAGACCCUCUAGCCCAAGGUACAGAAACUGAUGGAGGUACAUUAAUUUUACCAUCCGCCAAAUCAGAAAGGGAUGUUAAGAUACCCUUAAGAAGAAAUAGUGUCUCCAGAGAGGCUGCAGUUCCUUUGUGUAUGAUCUCAGAUAGCAGUAACAGUCAGCACCUUGAACAUACACCCCCUAACAGGGAGUGGAAACUUCCUUCUCAGAGGCUUGAAAACAUUAGUCCAGCUUCAUCCAUAAACCUGAAGGCACAAGACAGAAAAAUGACUCUUUCUAUAGAUAAGCCAAUAGUAAAUAAAGCUCAGCAUGCCAGUGGUCAGCUGCCAGGAAGUCCUAAUUCAAAGGCAGGCGAUUCAUGUUCUGUAAAUGAACUCAUUCACAGUACCUCACUAGCAAAUAUAAUCCCAAAGUUAGUAGAACAAAACCACAAAGAAAAAUCUUCAAAAUCUCCUACCAAUAUUCCUGAUGGUAGAAAUGAAAAUUGUGAGGAAGAUGAGGUUGUGUGUGAAUCUAAGAGCCUUGGCCCAGGAGCAGGUUCUCUACCUACAGAAAAACAAAUACAUUCUUGCACAAUGCUUGAAGGCCUUCUGUUUCCUGCAGAAUACUAUAUUAGAACAACACGCCAUAUGUCAGAUUGCCAGAGGAAAAUAGCUCUGGAAGCUGUGAUUCAAAGUCAUUUGGGUAUCAAGAAGAAAGGGGUUAAGCAUAAAAAUAAGGAAACAACUAAAAGUUUAAACCUUUCCAGUGAAGAAACUGACAAAAGCGAAAGUACCAUGUUGUCAAGUUCAGGAAGUCCUUCUCAGGAACUUCUCUCCACAGUUGAAGUCGGCUCUCCCACUGGGCCCACUGAAGCUAAUUGUUCUAGGAAGGCCUCUGUACAGACACCUGGUAGAAGACACAGUGGAAAAAGAAAAUCAGUGCACACCUCGGAACAGGAGCAUCAUGAACUGCUUUUUCCACCUUGCACCAUACUGGAUGUUAACAGAUCCAAGAACAAAUUCAUUGUUGAAGACUUUCAGUUACCUGAUGAAGAGUUUGGGCCUCUUAAGCUUGAAAAACUGACGUCCUGCUCAAAAAAAGUGAUUAAGGUUCCUGAAUCAAGAAAACAUGGAAAGAGGCUUCCUAAGGAGGGAAAUGGUACUGUUCUGGAGGAAUCAAUUCCUAAACAAAUAGAAGCAGAAAUGGAGGACUUGGAAGAGGAAGUUGGUGUUCUAUCAGGAAAAGCACAUCCUCCAAUGCCAGGCCUGAAAAGCCAGCCUAUGAGCAAGAGCCUUUCUUCAUCCAUAGUACUUUUCACUCCUUCAGAUACCGCUGUACCUGAUGACAGUGACAGACCUGCUGUGGACCUGUGUUCACCCGCUUUUCCGAUUUUAGGCACUACUCCAGCUUUUGGCUCCCCCACAUACUGUGAAAAUGAAUCUACUGAAGUUGUUGGUCAGAUUUGCUCUACACCCCAGCCGCCUUACUUGGGAGACACAGUUAGUCUUGCUAAUAAUGGUAAACAAUUCAACAGUUCAGCCAUCUCACCAAAACUGGAUAGCAGCCUGCAUGUGUCAGGUAGGCAAGGACAACCUGCCUGUGACCGUGACUCUGGGCCCCAAGCAACACCUCUACCCGUUAAGUCAUUCACUUUCAGAGAAAAUCAGCUCUGUGGAAAUGCUUGCCUGGAUUUGCAUAAACAUUCCAUUGAACAGACUGAAAUUGGAGAUCUUGCUGCUUGUGACAGCUUGAACCUAGGCAACCUACAGCUGGUUUCAAAGUUAAAGAAUCCUUCAUGUUCCUGUUCUGUGGAUGUCAGUGCCAUGUGGUGGGAAAGAGCUGGUGCCAAGGAGCCAUGUAUUGUAAUUGCUUGUGAAGAUGUAGUUUCUCUUUGGAGAUCUCUGGAUAUGUCACAGUGGGAAAAAGCUUAUACCUGGCACUUCACAGAGGUUCCGGUAUUACAAAUCAUUCCAGUGCCUGAUGUUUUUGAUCUUAUAUGUGUAGCUUUGGGAAAUUUGGAAAUCAGAGAAAUCAGGGUGUUGUUAUGUUCCUCUAGUGCUGAAAGUGAAAAGCAAGUGCUACUGAAAUCUGGAAAUAUAAAAGCUGUGCUUGGUCUGGCAAAGAGGAGACUCGUUAGUAGCAUUGGGACCUUUGGUGAUCAGCAAGUACAAAUCAUAACAUUUGGAGAAAAUGGAGGAAGCAAAGAUGAACAGUUUUUGAUGUCCCCUGAUGAGACGAUCCUGGCUUUUGCUGAGGUCCAAGGGGCGCAGGAAGCUCUGCUUGGUAGCACCAUCAUGAACAACAUUGUGAUCUGGAAUUCUAAAACUGGCCAGCUUCUGAAAAAGAUGCAUAUUGAUGAUUGUUACCAAGCUUCAGUCUGUCACAGAGCCUAUUCUGAAAUGGGACUCCUGUUUGUUGUUCUGAGUCAUUCUUGUGUGAAAGAGAGCCAGUCAUUUGGAAACCCUGUGUUUCAGCUAUUGGUGAUUAACCCUAAGACAACUCUGAGUCUGGAUGUGUUGCUGUACUCUCUUCCUCAAGGGCAGGCUGGAAGGUUCCUGGAUGGGGAUGUGAAAGAUCACGUUGCAGCAGCAGUCCUGACUUCAGGGACAAUUGCCAUUUGGGACCUGCUUCUGGGUCACUGCACUGCUCUCCUCCCACCUGUCUCUGAGCAAAAUUGGUCUUUGGUUAAAUGGUCAGGUACAGAUUCUCACUUGCUGGCUGGACAGAAAGAUGGAAAUAUAUUCAUAUACCGCUACUUAUGAGGAAAACACUUUUUUCUGGGUAUUUUGCCUCUUAAUUUUUUUUAAAUAGUAAAAUAUCUGGAAUGCAUUUAAUAUAAUUACUUAAAUGCAUCCUGACAAACAUACUUUUUAUUCUGAUGGUGGUGGCACAACUGAUGGUGAAUAUUUGUUUAUACUCACUUUGGAGUUAGGUUUUAGGUUAAUUUUUGUAAUUCCCCAGAUUUGUACAUUUGCUAUUAAAGAUGUAUAUAACCUAUAAAUGUUAAUAAAUAUUUAUUUUGGCACAUU